CUGAUUAGUACUGCGUAUAUAGUAAUUCAAUACUUUUCUUUCAAAAAAUGGCGCGACGUUUGUACCUUUUCAGGCCAGUUAUGACCUUGCUUUUGUUAGCGAGUUCAACAAUGGCUGAACACACCGCCUCUGAGCCGAGUGGCUCACCGGACGACCUCGAAAGUAAAUGGUAUGAGGCGUGCGACUCGAGUGGUGAGAAAAUCAUCUCCGUGGAGGAGGGAAUGCUCAGCCACGGCAGCGUUACGUUCAAAGGCGCUGCGUGCACAAACAAAGACCGCAUCACAUUCCAAAUCAACGGUAAACAUCAGGCUCCCGACUAUACUGUCAUGGGAAGCUGCGAUGCGUGGAUCACCUUCCAAGAUGUCAACAGCGUUUCCAUUAGUGGCAUCGGAAUCCUAGACGCCAAUGGCAAGUCUCUCUGGGCUUGCAAAAAGUCAGGUGGUGGAGAUCACUGCCCUGAAGGAGCUACGUCAUUGUCUAUCCUCAACUCCAAAGAUGUGGAAAUUGAGGGAAUAACCUUGCUUAACAGUCAAAAGUUUCAUAUGGCGAUUGUGGGAACCACCACAGCUAUGAUUCAAGGAGUAACGAUUACAGCGGAUGGGGAGAGCCCUAACACAGACGGAAUACACGUCGAGUCUUCCUCUGCAGUUAACAUCACUCAUUCCAAUGUCGGAACCGGGGACGAUUGCGUCUCUAUUGGUCCCCGCACCAACGGCGUGACAAUUAGGAACUUGACUUGCGGACCGGGCCAUGGAGUCAGCAUAGGGAGUCUAGGGCGAGAGGACAACGAGGGGCGAGUGGAAAACAUACUGGUAGAAUAUGUUCAGUUCACCGAAACGCAGAACGGAGCGAGGAUCAAGGCGGUUGCCAGACCUGAGGCGGACGCGGUUGUGAACCAGGUCGUGUUCCAGCACCUGACCAUGACCGAUGUUACGAACCCCGUUCUCAUUGACCAAUACUACUGCCCUGACCAUCAAAAGUGCCCCCAAGGGGACUCCGGCGUUAAGAUCGGCAACGUCAAGUUUGUCGACAUACGGGGGUCGUCAAAGUCGGAGUUUGCCGUCAACUUGAAUUGCAGCGCCCUCAGCAAGUGUUCCAACAUAACGGUCUCCGACGUGGAACUCACUUACAACCGCGGCAAACCUCGAGCUUCCUGUAACAACCUCGUCGGCAACCCUUGUGAUUCUGUCUUUCCUAGCAAUUGAUAUCCCGCCCUGCAUAUACUAUCGUAUAUACUACGUAUUAGGAUGUUUUUACUUGGCACUCAAAUUUUCUAGCUUGGUACUCUGGAUCUUGUCUGGUCUUUUAAGAUUGAAAUUAGUCUAAGUAAAAACAUCCUUAUUCCUAGUUAGCUAGCUUUAAAUUCUGUAAUACAAGCUUGGUGGCUUGCCGAACCGACCGAGCCCAGUUUUUUUGUAUGACCACUGAUUAGAAGUAAAA
Cuscuta epithymum is the source of this 1440-nucleotide messenger RNA. The record is from the annotation of a GenBank genome assembly. NCBI's taxonomy places the organism in Eukaryota, Viridiplantae, Streptophyta, Magnoliopsida, Solanales, Convolvulaceae.